Molecule: messenger RNA, 809 nt
Organism: Glycine soja
Lineage: Eukaryota; Viridiplantae; Streptophyta; Magnoliopsida; Fabales; Fabaceae
Product: transcription factor MYB114-like
Exons: 3
Coding region: 85-765 (226 amino acids)
Source: RefSeq, a predicted model, not a curated record
AGUCUUAGAAUAAUUUUAUUUCACUUAACAUUAAUUUCUCAAGAGGUAUCACUACACAGUGCAAGAAAGCACCUAUCAAUUCCCAUGGAAGGAUCAUCAGGUGUGAGGAAAGGCGCAUGGAGUCAAUUUGAAGAUGACCUUCUCAGAGAUUGCGUGAACCUUCAUGGGGAAGGAAAAUGGCAGCUUGUUCCUCAAAGAGCAGGGUUGAACAGAUGCCGCAAGAGUUGUAGAUUGAGAUGGUUGAACUAUCUAAAACCAAAUAUCAAGCGGGGAGAUUUUAAUGAAGAUGAGGUUGAUUUGAUGAUCAGAUUGCAUAAGCUUUUGGGAAACAGAUGGUCCCUAAUUGCAGGGAGACUUCCGGGAAGAACUUCAAAUGAUGUUAAGAACUACUGGAACGCCUACAUGCGCCGUAAAGUUCACUCUCACAACAAAGACAACAAAAUAAAGAAGCAAGAGACCAAAUCAACAGUGAAACCCCACGAAGUGAUUAAGCCUAUUCCUCGAGUUUUAACAAAAACAUCCCCAUGGUUGCAAGGGAAAUUCAUUAAUAGUCCCAAAGUUGGUGUUAGUGAAGAAGGUGCAACAUCAUCAGAGAAUUGGUGGGAGACAUUGUUAGCUGACAAGGAAGAUAAUGCAGUAUUUAACAACAACAACACGUGCUUCUUUGGUGGGGUGCAUGGAGAGCUUAACCUUUGGAACGAAGAGCUUACUUCAAUUGAUUUUGACUUUGUUACACAAGGUGAACUUGGAGGGAUUUCUUCUUGACCUAGGAGAUUAGUGUGUGGUGUUUGUUUUCUCAAGAGACCUCA